This is a messenger RNA of Porites lobata, 13436 nucleotides long. The record is from the annotation of a GenBank genome assembly. NCBI's taxonomy places the organism in Eukaryota, Metazoa, Cnidaria, Anthozoa, Scleractinia, Poritidae.
UGUUCAUUGAGUUCCGCUUCGCUCGCUCGAUGGACUGAAUAAAAUACCGCCUGCUCUAAAGUGCAGGCUAGAAGCAGUGGAAAGUUAAUUACGAUGAGAGAAAUCUAUGAAAUCAACCGCUUUAAUUCUGGGGUAAGUAUAUUACCCUUUCCAAUUUGGAUCCGUUCGUAUAUUGGUGAUUUGUUAAUUCAUGUCGUGUUGCUUUCAGUGGUACGUCUAUCUCGGUCCUCAGUGCUCAAACCUAAACAGCGAUCAAGUCUUGCAGUGAUCUCUGCGAAGUAGUUGAAUUUUAAAUCUUGAAUCCACCCGUUGAAGAUGCUCUUAGUCUGUGAAGUUUUGCUGCUUUUUCAAGCUUCGAAUUUGUUGUUGGUAACUUCGGAUCAUCCAGGUAGGAAAGAAAAUUCUUAGUUCGCUCGCUCGAAUAUAGUUUUAAAGAGUUUAUAAAUUGUAAAAUUGUUAAGAAACCAGGACAUUAUAAGAUAUUCUAUUAUCUAGUUCACUAAUUUGUCAAAUAUAGUUAAAUGAGCACGCAAGAGAAGAAUUCUAAAAGUGUAAGUGUCAGAACGAAGAUUCUAGGUUCUGAAAGAGUUGUCAAGCAGUCGCCAUAUCGCCCCAUGUAAGGUAAUCCGGAAUCCGGAAUCCAGGUAAUUUUGGUCUGUGGAAUCCGGAAUCCACGGCUUUGGAAUCCGGAAUCCAGCCAAUGGAAUCCGGAAUCCAAGCAUUGUAAUCCAGAAUCCAGGUUGCUGGAAUCCACUCUGUUGUGAUGGUUCCAGGGCCUCUUCUUUUCCUUUAGCGACUUCUCAUGUCGCAAGGACACGCAACAGGCAUGUUCACGCGUGUUUCACUCGACUGUUCCUAUUGGUUUGGGCCACUGACUGCGAUCCCAAGCAAAAGAGCUUUAUGAAUUCCAUGCUAGCAGACAGGGCGAAGUACCCCUACCAAGUCCCUAUUCGUGACUGCCCACACAACAUCAAGUCAGUACGUUCUGCAGAGUUUUGGCAUUGGAUUGACAUUGAUGGAUACCUAGUGAAUGUAAGGCUGCUUUUGGUGCUACGUAGAGAAUACGAAGACAUCAAAGCAGUUCGAAACAAAGAUCGGAUGGAUGUAGAAACAGCAGUGGAGAUUCACCGGAAAGCGAUUCAAGAUUCCAUUCCAGAUGAAAGAGUGAGCACAACAUUAGUUCCAGAACUGGAAUUCAAGCACUGGAAAAAGAACGGGGCCUCUCUUUUAAGCUACCCGGUAGGAUUGGCAUUCUCCCCAAAGCAUAGCAGGCUGUUUAUUACCGAUAGACGUCUCCAUGCAGUCCUCAUGGUUGACAUGCACUGUCCAGCAAAUGUCACAUUAAUCGCUGGUGGUGGUGAUCCCAGGCACACUAAUGGAUAUGGCAACAAGGCCAGAUUUAGAAACUCCAGCUGGUAUUGCGGUGAAAGAGAGCGGGAAGCUGUACGUUUGUGACCAAGGAAACGGAAGAGUUAGAGUAGUCAAUUUGCGAACGCUUUUCUGUCACGCUUCCCAGAUUGUACAAGGGAGCGCCGAAGAAAGCCAGAGUGAGGAAGAAGAUUCACAGCAUGAAAAAUCAAAUUUACGUGAGCGUAAUGACAGCGUAAAGUCAGCGUAUAGUUGAAUUUUACACAACUUUACGCUUCCUUUACUCUACGUAAAGUUCAGCUUUACAGCACCUUUACGCGUACAUAUAAAGCUGGCGUAAUGAAACAAAAACUUUACGCAACACCUUUACGUUUUGCGUAAAGCUUGUGUAAACCCUACUUUAAGCUUGUGUAAAGCGAAAAUACAAGCUCCUUUACGCCAAAUAUAUAUAUACACAUAAACACACUGGAAACUUUAAAAAUACCGGUAAAUAUAAUGGUAAUCGGUAAAUUUUUCUUACCAAACUUUUAACAAUCAAAAUUUUAUUUUUGUCUAUGUCACACAAACAUUGGAUUUUUGUUGUGUACUUAAUACCGGUUAUUUUCUUUGGUUCCCCAUCAUCUCUCCAUAGUAUUUACAAUCUGGAGCCAUGGAGGAUUACUCAUAUAUACAUUACAAAUAAUUGUAUGAGUAAUCCUCAAUUCAAGUUUCGACACAAAAUAAAAUACCCUAAUAUGUAACAACACUUCAACACACAGUUAAAGGAUUAGGCCAGAAAUUUUGUUUUUAUUCUUCAAAACUGACAACAAAAACGAAAAGUUAUAAAGCGUUGAGAACCCAAUAGACCUAUAGAAAAAUAAGAACCCAACUUCAAACUGACAUUAGUCAUCCCUACUAUUAAGUUAUAACUUGCUUUAAUGGAGUUAUAUUGUUUAACCAGUAGAUGAACUUUGAAUAAGUAGUAGUUUAAAAAAUAGGGCCCCUUUCCGUUUCCAAUUUUGCAUUACCAUAACCAAUUUUCAAAUUGCCCAUCUUUAUUUUUACAUUUCAAAUCCUAUGAAAAUCGCCAGGUAUGCUACAUUGUUGUAACUGCAAAAGCUGCAAAUACGAAUCGCAUUCUUUAAGUUUAGUCCAGCAAAGAGUGAUAUUACAAGGUUUUAAAAAACAAAACACACUGAUUCUCUAAAACUGAAUUUUCUAAAUAUAGCAUGAUUUAUUUCUGUGUUAGCAUCUUUGUCAUUACAUUAAAAAUAAAAAAAAAACGAAAAUUUUUCCAACACGUAAGGUUUAAAUAAGAAGACUGUUUUGACCCAUUUGAAAAGUACAUAAACUUUUCAAAUGGGUCAAAACAGUCUUCUCAAAAUAUCCAAAAAAAAUCAUCUUAACUUAGUAUUAUACCAAAUUAAGAUGAUUUAUAGUUUAAAAUAAUUAUUAGCAUUUACAUGUAAGGUACAGGGUGUACAAGAAAACUGAUGAAGUUAAAUUUUGAUAAAAAACAGCAACUCUAACACGCAAAUUAAUGUAAAGGUGGGUCAAAAUGGUCUCUUCCAAAAUGAAAAUAUUUAGUAUAAUUUGGCAUAAUUCAAAUUAAAAGCUUAAACAAUUUUAGAUAAGAAAUAAAAAGACUGAAAGCCUAAUACAUGUAUAACAUUGAUGGUUUCUUGAUUUAGCCCUUUCACUUUUACAGUCAAACUUAACAACAAAAUCCAAAUAACAAAUCAUUUUCAUAAACUGAUGAUGUAAAAGUUAGAUGCACAAGGCUGUCACUAAGAUUGCAAGUUGCAGGGUUUAAGUGAAAUUAGUGAGCGGGACAUUGAAAAUGUGGAAAGUUUCGUUUCCUCUCAAAACAUCCAAGUAUUGGGCUCAAAGUAGCCGAUUUAAAGUCUGGUUUAUGGCCCUUAGUGACAGCCCUGGAACCACUUUACAAGACUAAGGCUUGUAAUUAACAUGUAUUAAUCCUGUUUGCUUUGAGAGGACUUUCUGUCACCAACAUCCCAUACCAGGCUGAUCUGCUGAAUAAAUAGAAAGCAAGUAUUAUUUGAGUAAACUACACAGAUUAUUUGUAGGCUAGUGAUAAUACACUUAAUCGCGCACUAAAGGCACAAGUACAUGUACAGUAAGGGGGUGUUUACAUGAGAAAACUCACACCGGCGCGAGUCUCAUACCAGGAUGACUUUUUGAUUUUGUAUCGGGUUUACAUUAUGACUGAGUCAUUUCAUAUCUCGUUAUUUGAAGGUACACUUUAUGUUGAUAAAAUACAAGUGUGAUACAAAAUAGCAAACAUUACGCGUGCGCUACCCAUUCCAGUCUACCGGCAGACCGAUUUCAUGCCGAAACGGGUGGUCGUUUCGCAUUUACAUGAUACUGCCAUGAGAUUUUGUACCAGAGUGAAAUUCUCGCCCCGGUACAAGAACCGGGGUGAACUCACGCUGGGGUGACUCGCGCCUGCAUGACAUUUUGUGGUGGUAUCAUGUAAACAAAUAUAGAGCUAUGAGAGGGAACCGGAGUGAACUCGCUCCGGGGCAAAAGUUGCCCCGGUAUCAUGUAAACACCCCCUAAGUUGCCAGAGGACACCGCCUGCUAUUACUAAUUAAUAAUAUUUUUUCCCACACUCAUGGCCAAAUUACUACAAUCAGCACAAUUUUACUUGACACAGGGUUCCCCACAUGCCUCUUUUCACAAACCAAGACUAAAAAUUUGAAAAGAAUGAUAAGGCAUUUUCCACAAGUGGUCUAAUAACAGUGCAAAACCUGAGUAGCAAAUGAUUUCAAUGUCCACAAAUUCACACAACUGAAUAAGAUUCAUCUGACUGUUAAAGAUUCAAAAUGUUUGACUAGUAUGAGUUAAAGGCUUUCCUUAAAGGCAAUAAUAUUUACAUUCAGAACCCUACUUGCAGUUGAGUGAAAAUCAGGGUAAAAUGCUACAUGGAAACCCUAUAAUAAUAAUAAUAAUAAUAAUAAUAGUAAUGAACUUUAUUAAAGUCUCAUGUCUUAUAACACAGGCACAGUGCCUUACUAGUUGGGGAGACUGAAGCAUAUAUAUAUGUUAAAUUUAUCAACAAUGGUUUAUUAUAUUAUUAGAGUUCAAUGUUUUACAAUGUAUAUCUUUUUUUAUUUUAAUGUAUGCAUUUUUAUAAAAGUAUCAUCCAUUAAUAUCGUUGUAAAGUGCUAUGAAAAACCACUGGAUGUACAUUAUUAUUAUUAUUAGAGAGUAAGCAGUGUGCAAAGAAAGUAGUGUCCGAUACUCCGGGGCUAGUGGAUUUUGCUAUCGAGCUAGUGAAUUUUGAACUUAACUUGCCCGAUGGGCAAGUGAAGUUUUUUUGAGGAAUUCAAAUUAACGAAGAACUGUGAAAUCGAUUCUGCUCAUCAAAACGGUUUGGGGGCUAGUUGAAAUGACAUUUGGGCUACUAUAUGCUAGCUUCAGCUUGCCCGAAUGGCAAGCUUUAAAAAUCACCUUCUUUGCACCCUGGUAAGAGAGAAAUUUUCCUAUCCACUUGUCCUUCACACAAGCAAUACAUUAAAUUUGGUUGUCCGAAACCUAGAGUUCUUGUCCAAAAAGUUUAGCUUGCAACGGGCAUUUAAUGUUUUUAAUCACAUUAUUUAAUCACAUUAUUACCCUUGUAUAUUAUUUUUGAAUUAAACCUACAACAGAGCUUGUAAAAAAGCAAAUGGAUGAAACGACUGGCAGUGGAAUGGCAAAGUUAAAUGGAAUAUUGUUUCUUAUCUUUAUUUUUCUAAUUAACAAUGUGCUUGUCCCACGGACAAGUCAUAUCAAAGGUUUACAUGUUCGAACUAAAUUUCUACCUGUCCCGGACUAAAGUUCCAAAUCAAUAAACAUCCCUAGCCUUCUCAUGAGCUCCACCAAAGACUUUCAAGGAAAAUAUAGAAACAUAUAAGCACCUUAUUCCCAAAAGUUUCAAAUUUUCCUGAAACUUUACCUAAUAUAUUUUUUUCCUUUUUAAUACGAAACGUUCAAGGUUCCUAGUUAAUGUAACAGGAGUGAAGCCACUUUGCUAUUUAAAGCCCUUAUCCUCAAUCUUCAAAACAAUGCCUCCUAAUAAUAAUGUACAGUGUACCCUGUAAAUAAAGCAGCCUAUUUUCUUUCCUUGCCACCAGGGACAUUUCACAAGAGAGACAGUUGUAUUUGCAGAUUAAUAAUGGUGUAUGUAGACAAGAGAAUCCAAAACAGCUAUGACUGCUAUGACUCUCUUAACAGUCCUAUCUUUCACAACUUGUUUCUUUAAAUUUUAUUUUCCUUUAAACCUAGAUUUACUGACAAUACAACUAUGGUGCAGAUAGAACAAUUUCUGGUUUCUAACAUGACUGUGUGCUUUGCUUCCCAAAAAGUAAGGCAUUCAAUUUCCUGACAGUAUGUGCUGCACUAUAUUCUCUCAAGAACCACAAUAUAAUUUCAUAGGAGCAGUGCACAAUGAAGAUUAAAAUUAAUGGUAAUAUAUGAAAUGAAUCAUACUUUGAACUGCAGAUGAAGGUAUGAAACUGUGAAGAUGUUAACAACUAUGUUGGCACUUACAUGAAAAUACAUUCUAAUUCAAUCAUGGUCUGCAUUAGCUAUGCAUUGAAAGACUCAUGAAAAUGUCUAUUCAUUCUCUGUUCAUUUAAGUUAAAACCCACGUAAUUUAAAAUCAAAAAUAAACUUUUGUAUCUGCUUCAAAAAAUACAUGCAUGCUGUUAAAUUAUUCACCACUUAUGACGCUAUGACUGCCCGGGGAAUUGGGAAGCUUGGGUUUGUUACUGACUGACGCAUGAAAAUAUAGAACCAGACUACGUAGAUUAUCUUUGCCUACUUGCAAAUUCAACACUUGUUAACACUUUUCUAUUCUGUUUAUUAGUUCUUCUAUAGUCUGUGAAAAUUUUCAUAAGAAUGUUUGUAUCACAUUACAUGUAAGCUUACUUUAUACAGAUGUCCUUUCUUAAUUCCAUUAUUUUCUUUUAGUAAUUCCCAGUACCAGUGACCAAACUCCUAUUUUCCAGUACAAAACAAGGAAAUUCUACUCCUUCAGACCCCCAAAGUCCUUACAUGAUUUUACAUUAUCAUCUUCAACGUCAUGGUCUCGUUGCUUGCUUAGUAUUGAAAGGUUAUGCCAAAUAAAUACACAUGUUUAGUUAUAAUUUACUUUAAACGGUUAAUGCUGGUUUCAUUGCUCACUGAAAUGUUAGUUACUGAGUACUUGAGACAGUCAUUCGAACUCGUCAUAAACAAGUUGGAAUUAAGCUUAAAAAGUUAGAGAAAAGGCGAGCCAGGACAACUUACCUUGCCUUACUAUCUGCUCUUUUCAGCGAGAUCUUGAGUAUCGAAGAGCCUUAGUAAUACGUGUAAUACAGUCUUGGUCUGUGUUGUGAACAUUCCAGUGUUAAUGCUUGUGCUUCACACGAUGUUUCUGUCUCCAUUUCUGACUGCGUAUCUCGUCCCGAAAGGGUUGCUGCACACUUGAGAAGUGAUCGAUUACUAAAGGCUGAUAGUGCCAUUAUAAAUUGUAACAACCUUAAGAUGUCCUGUGAUGCUAUCAAGAAGCAUAAUAUAUGAACGAUCUCCAACCUUUCAAAGAAGCAAGUUUGAAACCGUUGGACACUUUCAAAAUGGACGCCAAAUCAACGAACCUGAUUGAGCAUGUGAAAAGGAACAAGCCCGCUGACCAGGUGUCCCUUCACUCUAUUGUUUCCAGGCCCCUUUCUUUUAACAAAUUGUCCGUUCCCAAACGAUGAAGCCAGUACUCCGUUGAAUGUAAAAUGGUCACAGUAAUUUUCUGAAUGCGUUCUUUCUUUAAGUAAGACUCGCCGUUUUUGCGAGGCGAUAUUUUUUCUUUAUUUUCCAAUUAUUUCAAUUUGAUCAAACUACAGUUGAAACUCUCUACAACGGCCACCUUAGGGACAUCAUAUCGAAGAAAGUGGCCAUAGUAGAGAGGUUGAAAGAAGAGUAAAUGUAUGUCAUGUAUGGACCGUCCGCCGAAAAAAAAAAACAACAAAACAAAAAUGGCCCGUGUAGAGAGGUGACCGUUAAGGAAGAAACACCUUAUACUGACUGAAAUCAAUGAGGGAAUACUACUGAGUAUUGAAGGCUAUUGUGUUUGCCGCGACAGAUAUGCCGUUUUUCGAAAAUUGCCGCACAGUCGCAAGCUAUAUCUUUGCAUGAACUCUGCCAGCAGAAUUUUCUUUUCAGCGUCAUUUUUAAGCGUGUACGAAGUCGUUCGCACCACCAAAAAAAAUUUGCGUGGUUGGCUUGUUUACAUCGCACACCAACAUCGAACACCAAAUGAGUGAUCAAAAAAACUAUGCGAACUAGUAUCAGGACACAAACGACUUACUAAAAACAGUGCCGGGAAUAAAUUGCUGUUAGGAAUUAAGCUAGCAUUAUAUGACAAGCUUACUAAACCUUUACUUGUAGCGUAAAUGAGCGUAAAGCUGUUACAACAACUUUAUGCUAGCUUUACGAAACCUUUAAGAGCCGAGCGCGUAAAUUUACCUUUACAAACCUUUACGCGCCGUGGAAAGUUUGCGUAAAGUUGGAUGACCAACUUUACGCAGGUUUACGCAAACUUUAAUUUUGCGUAAAUCUCCAUUUUCAUGCUGUGAUUGCGCCGGUAGACGUAUCCGUAAAGUCCAUGUACACGAUCAUUCCCUUAUUUCUGAAGGUAAUGUACCGAAUCUGGUGUCACCAUUUGCCAUAUGUGCGUGUGCAAAGGGUAGCGUUGAACUGUUUGUGUCAGACGUUGGUCUUGGCAAGAUUUUUUCAAUUUCUGGUGUUGUAGACGAUGAGGAAACUAACUGCGUCGGCCAGUCAAAUGAAUUGUUUUGUUUUGAUCGAUCUAGUCUAUUAACUUCAUUAGCCUUAACACGUGACGAGCAAUACUUGUUAGUUGGAGACGGGAAUGGUUCAUGUAUUCAUCUUUGUCAAGUGAGAGGACGAUUGAAACUGAGAACAAUUUCGAAUAUUCCAGGCCUCAUGGGUAUUGCAGUGACAGAUGGUGGAACCGUGUUCUUGUCCUCCAGCAAAGAACACGCACUGUUCAGUUUGAAGGUAGAAGAGAUGCUUGGGGGUAACGAAACCCUAACAAAAGUGUGUGGAGAAACUGCAGGCCAUCGUGAUGGUGUCCAAAGUUGAUGGAACAAGCCUACUGCUUUAUGCGUAUAUAUGUUUUCGUAUGCGGUACCGGUAACGUAGCAAUAAGAAUGUUGACGUCAGCAAAGGGACUGAUCCCCCUGCAAAGUAAGAUGGCCCAAUAUGCAAACGUGUUCCGACUCGAGAAGAAAGCCAAAGAAUAGAAAGAAAGCCUGCGUAGCUUGUGGUAUAGUAAUUGGACUAUCUUCACGCUAUUUGUUGGUAAGCUGUAACUGAAGUUUUACAUUUCUGUGUGGCAAUUAAACAAUUCGGAGACGAAUUAUGUUUGAACCUGAAAAGCACUGAUUUUGGCAAUGUGUACCUCUUUUGUUAUUGUUGACGCCGUUGUUAUUAUUAAAAUAAGAAUAGCCCUUCCUCGUUAGUAUUUCUUCAACGAUGUGGACUCAGUGGACUUCAGAAACCGCUCCUAUAUUCAUAAUCCUCUCGGUUAAGGCCAAGAAUUAUAUUUUAUACUUAUAUUUUAUAUAAGACAAUGUACACUUCGGGUAAAAAAAGAACAAGCUUUUUUGGUGAAAACAAAGUACAAAGGAAACGUUGAAAACCAGAAAAUAGAAUUUUGAAAUCUGGAAUCCAGCCACUUAUGGAAUCCGGAAUCCACGGAUGUGGAAUCCGGAAUCCACAGGCAUGGAAUCCGGAAUCCACAGCGUGGAAUCCGGAAUCCAAGACUCUCUUGGAUUACCUUACAUGGGGCGAGCCAUAUUUUCUCACAUGAGGCUGAUAGCGAGAGGACUGGACGCAAGUUAAGUGCCAGAAAAAGUGAUGAGGGAUGGGGGGGCGGGGAGUAAGGGGGAGUGAUUGAUGAGAGGUAGAAUAUCGCACAAAAAUGAAGAGGCCACAAUUGCAGCACCUUUAAACUUUCUUCAGAGGAAUCAAUUCAGCGUUGUCGGAUAUUCGUAGACGCUCGUUCACUUAUUUUGGAAAGGUGAAUAGUGUUAUCCGCUGGAUAAAUCACACUGGAUUGCGCAAUUUUUAUUGGUUUCCGUAACACUUAUCUGUUGGAUAGCGAUUUAUCCGAUGGAUAGCGCUAUCCACCGGAUAAAUCACUAUCCAGCGGAUAAGUACUGUACCGUAAAAUCCCACGUCACAGUUAAAGCCCUGGGCUUAUAUAACUUCAUAAGGGGUUUUGGGUGGGCUUAUAAACGGCGGGGUGUGGGCGGGAGGGGGGCUUAAAACCGGGGCGGCUUUACCGAGGGAUUGUAUGGUAUCAGGGAAACUAAUUUCAAAAUGACUAUUCACUGGAUAGAGAUUUAUCCGGUGGAUAGCAACAACCGAGACCUGUUCUCCCAUUCCCCAAUAGUAUCAACCACGAAUUUGAACAUUCUUGACAACAUUUUUCUUUAGAAACUAACCCCUUCAUUCAUCUUUUUUCGUGUUUUAGUUUGUAUAGCUCCUUAAAUGAUCAUAAAAAUCCAAUUGGAGUAAGUAACUUGAUCAGACCAUACUGAGGUUCCAGUGAGAGAUUUCGAUCCAAAUGCAAUGAAGUCUGAAUGUGACCUCAGUCUCGGGAUUCUCUACCUAAGAAUUAGACGCACGCGCGUUGAGAUAAGUUUAUGGAACUCAAACAGUUAAUUCAUCAUUUUCACAUAGACCAUAAUGGAUCUUUUUUACCCCCCGAAAUUUUGCAUAACCAUUGUCUUCGAUUUCUCUUGAUGGGACCACUGUUAUCACCAUCAUCGUCAACUGCCAUCUACUAGUAGUAGGUCGGCUAUCAUGGAUCUCCAGCUGUUCCGAUCAUCCGCUCUUCUUACACAUCCAUUAUAGGUGUGUCCUAACCAUUCUUUGAUGUUUGUCAUCCAGGUAACUCUUAGUCGCCCCCGUCCUCUCUUCCCUUCAAUUUUGCCUUCCAGUAACUGUUAUACCCAGGCUAAAUUGGAAACAAUGGUUAUGCUAAAUUUUGGGGGGUAAACAAGGUGUAUUAUGGUCCAUGUGAAAGCAGUGAAUCAGUUGAAAAGAUAUUAAAAUUCAAUUUGAUAUGAUGAUAUAUUUCCAGUAUAGUGUUAUAGAUGGUUGUUAGGUUGAUCAGGUAGGGCGAUAUAAAACAUAUUGUACCAUUUUCAUGUUUUCUUUCCUAACUGGUUUGCAGAGGAAUGGUCGAGUUGGAGCACUUGUUCUAAGUCAUGCGAUGAAGGAAUUAGAAUGAGACACAGAACUUGUGAGCACUGUAAUACAACUUUGCAAACACAAAGCUGCAAGAAUCAACCAUGUCCGGGUAUGUAGACGUGACAGGGUUUCUAAACAUGGCUUGCGCUGGUCAGCGAAACAAUUCACCGUAACGAUUAACAAAUAAAUGGCCUUAAGCAAUGGCAUUUUUGAGUGACGAAGGUCAACCGUAAGUGCGUUAUGCAUAAUUGAGCAGUCGUUUUACCCAAAUUUCGGACACUGAAUUGUAGCUAUAAGAGUGAAGACACUUCUUCACACAAAUUUGGUAGCGUCAAGACUUUUAAAAAGGAAAACGCCUCACUACCAGUUGACGGACGCCCCUCAACGGCUCUCUGGCCCGUAAUUUCCUUGGUCUCUCUAUUUCUACCAAUGCAAGCUAUUUAAGCAAUAGACCACACUUUCUAUGGGUUUACCGGCGUGAUAACCAACGUAGGAUGUUGGGAGAACACGAGAAAAGCUUGUAAACCACGAGCCGAAGGCACAAGAGGGUUAUCACGCUGGACUGGCGCUUUAAAGGGCAACUUUAAUUCGCUCACCCAUUUUCUUGUCCUGUCUCUUCCUUGAAUGUUGAUAAUGUCAGGACGCUUCUCUUAUGUAUUUUCUUCCUUUACUAGAUAUUCAAACUCAGAUUAUUGUGAUCGUCGUAGUCACAAUUGUAUUCAUCUCCAUCUUAACAGCCGUUCUUGUGGCUAUCUUUUUUGUCAAAGGAACACAUUCCGGAAAACCAAGAGCCAGGUUAGUUCAAUUCGCAUCAAGUUAGAACAAAUAGCACUUAACUGAUGCGGUGGGAGAUAAGCUACUUGUUAUUCUAAAUAACUGGGCCAGGGGUGAAUACAGUUUUGGAAUCGAAUUCUGUUUUGAAAACAUUUGAGAAUUAAUCAAGGCCCCAAAAUUUUGGUGCUGGUGGUGGUGGUAAAAAAGCAUUAUGAUUCAUGCUUGUCAACCACAAUGGAAGUCACAAGUACUAUAAUGAGACAUACAUUUGAUGUAAAGGAAGACUUCUGGCGCGAAACACUUUUGCUGGUCUUCAGGAGUUUAUAUUGACUCCCUCCCUUCCCUUCCCUUCCCCUCCCCUCCCUCACGCAACCAUGGUGCUAAAGAUGAACCCUUAUCAAAACUGUGUAAAUUGGGUUUUUGAGAAUUUCAUGUUCUUUGUGAGCGACCAUUCUUCUAGCAAACUCUGCGUUGACACCGGCCUUUUUCUCAAAUCUAAUCGUGCUUAGCUCUUUUCAAUGAGACACUACUAGUACCGUGAUUUUUCACAAACUGAAAAUGUUUGCGGGUACAAGGUUGAAUUAGACACAAAAACCAAACAACGUACAACACAAAAAAAACUUUAGAUGGAGGGCAAGUGGCCGUGCAGAGUAAAGAGAAAACAAGACUGAAUGUAUUCGUCGAGACAAACGAAAUCUGCAAGGCGUCUAAACUUGUCAACGUCCAUGGAAAUGUGCAAACUUCUUUAAAAAUAUUUUGCGCUGCGUUUUUCACUGAUUGCCUCCCUUUUUUCUGACAGCUCUGUCGACUCAAGCAGGAGACUACGAACCAUAACUCUCGAAAAGGUUCCAAGGGGAAUCAACGUAGAACACAGAGGGUUUCUAUUACAGCGCUUGAUAGAGAGCAGAGGUUCACUUCAGACUAGUAAAACUACGUUGAAGGACUAUGGAGAAUCUAAACUAUGAUCCAUCUUGCAGUUGGCAGUGAUUAGUUAAGGUCACCCAACAGCAGAGAACUGAGGAAGAUUUUUUAAUAGCCCACGUUCGAUAUAGUAAAAUUCUGAACAUGACUCCGAGGCUUUCUGGUCAUUUUUCUAUAUUUAGUUUGGUUUUCUUUGUGCUCAAGUCUCAGCUGGGAACUGCGAGACAAUGGAGUCGUUUUGAACAUAAAGCCUCGGAGUGGGAGUCAUAUUAGAAUUUUAAUAUAUCGAACGUGUGCUAUUAUGAAGUAAUUCCGCUACUUAGUACCGGACAAUAGAGGGACAGAGUAAUCGAGGGUCUGCAUUUCUGCCUGUGUCCUAGCCCCUCACUCAGAAGUUCCUAGGGCUUCGUCAAGCGUUCCUUUCCUACGAACUUUCCUGGGGAAGGAAAGCGUGAUGAAGCCCAUAGAACCGCUGCGUGGGAGGAUCCCAAGGGAGUUCUCUGGAUUUCAAGUGAUGGGGAUGAUCGAAGGAUUUUUUUUGUGUUUGAAAUUUUCCAUUCCAGGAUUUUUUGGUGAGGAAAAUUUGGCGAGUAGUUUUUUGGGUGGCUUGAUUUAAGUGGGGAUUUUUGGGGGGAUUUUUUUGCCCCAGUUGCUCGAACGCCGGUUAGCGCUAACCCAGGGUUAAAUUUUAACCGGGUUUCUUUUUCUUUUUUUUAUCAAAAGCACUCUCUUGGAUAAUUUCCUCUUUUCUUUUUAGAGAAUCCAGUCAUCAAAUUGUAGGCAAAGAGAAUUUAACUGAAUUUGCUUUUUACGCUCUCAUAUCUGAGUUCAAAUUUCGCACUAACCCUGGGUCACCUUAACCCAGCUUCUAACAACUCGGCCCUGAAGACUCGUGGUGGUACCCGCGUUUCCCAGCCGCAAACACAACCAUUCAAUCUGUAAUUUAUUUUUCAUGUUAUAUUAUUUAAUACUGUCUAAAAAAAAUGGGGGGUUAAUUAUCGGUUCAGGGAUUUCUUCGGGGUUUUGGUUUUUGCCCCCAUUCGAUCAUCACCGUCACUUGAAAUCUGGAGCCCAACUGGCUACCCAUGUCCUGGAUUGAAAGCAGAUGCAUGCUUUGUGGCAAUAAUUUCGUGAAA